AUGUUUGGGAUAUGGGAUUGUUGUGGGUGCAACUUUGGGUAUUUUCGGUUUCUCAUCUUAGCCACUUCAGUAAAAUUGCCACAGAUUAUAAAGAUUUUGAGAACAGGUAGUGCUAAGGGACUUAGCAUACUGGGAGGACUCUUAGAACUCUUAUGUUAUACAGCAACAAGUUCUUAUUCCAUUCAGCGUAAAUUCCCUUUCAGUUACCUUUCUCAGUGGUUACGUCUGUUUUGUCGCGUACACUCUCUCAUCCGCAGUGGAAUACUCUUUGCUUACCUUAAUGCAGGCGGCGAAUACGCCGGUCAUUUUGCUCUCUCGGGUAACUUUGGACGUAGCAAUGCUUUAAUAGUCUGUCUUCAGGGAUUACAAAUUUGCACAAAUUUUCGGAACGGCAGCACUGGUCAGCUAUCGGCGAUCUCCAUUUUUCUUAUGACUGCUGGUUCGCUUGCUCGUAUCUUUACUUCAGUUCAGGAGACCGGUGACGUACUUGUCAUUCUGAACUUUGUUGUUAGUUCUCUUGUCAACAUUGUACUUUCAGUUCAGAUAAUCUACUACUGGAAUUCCCCUCUUCACGAACAAAAAGUGAUAAAAAAUAAGACUGAAUAG
Hydatigera taeniaeformis is the source of this 606-nucleotide messenger RNA. The record is from the annotation of a GenBank genome assembly. Lineage: Eukaryota; Metazoa; Platyhelminthes; Cestoda; Cyclophyllidea; Taeniidae.